Messenger RNA from Lethenteron reissneri (Far Eastern brook lamprey), 1059 nucleotides. Its product is annotated as gap junction gamma-2 protein-like. Gene Ontology annotation, biological process: cell-cell signaling. NCBI's taxonomy places the organism in Eukaryota, Metazoa, Chordata, Hyperoartia, Petromyzontiformes, Petromyzontidae. Gene Ontology annotation, molecular function: gap junction channel activity. Gene Ontology annotation, cellular component: connexin complex. The record is from RefSeq and is a predicted model, not a curated record.
AUGAGCUGGAACUUCCUGACGAGUUUGUUGGAGGAAAUAUCUUUGCACUCGACGUACCUGGGCAAGCUGUGGCUCACCACGUUCCUGAUCUUGCGCAUCAUGCUGACGAUCGUGGCGGGCGAAUCCAUCUACCACGACGAGCAGAGCUCGUUCAUGUGCAACUCCCAACAGCCGGGCUGCACGAACAUGUGCUACGACACCUUCGCUCCCCUGUCCUACGUGCGCUUCUGGAUCUUUCAGAUUAUCACCGUGGCGACGCCAAGCAUUCUCUACCUCGCCUUCGCCAUACACAGGAUACAGAGGUCUAGUGAAUUUGCCGACGAGGCCGGCGCCGGCGGCGGCGGCGGCGAGGUCAAGAAGAACGACUUUAGACGGCACGACGGGCGUCGCGCUAUCAGGGCCGACGGCCUCAUGUGGGCCUACGCGCUGCAGCUCGUCCUGCGCACGGUGGCCGAAGCGGGUUUCCUUCUGGGCCAGUACGUGAUGUACGGCUUGGAGGUGAUCCCCCGCUUUGUGUGCCCCCGCCGCUACCCCUGCGUCCACUUCGUCGACUGCUUCGUGUCGAGGCCCACGGAGAAGACCGUCUUCCUGCACGUCAUGUACGCCGUGGGCUGCCUCAGCCUGGCUCUCGACCUGGCCGAGAUGUGGCACCUGGGGAUGGGCGCUCUCAGGGAUCUGCUGCCGGGCAGCCGAGCCAAGCGCCGGCAACGGAUUGCGAAGGUCAAUCCUCUUCCUCCUCGUCCUCCUCCUCCUCCCGACGCGGCCGAGACAGAGGAGGCCGCCCCCCGGCAGAUGGCGAUAACGGCGGCGGAUGCGUUGCAGCUGCAAGGCUACCUGCGCGCGAUAGAGCGGCGGCUGGACCUGACGAUUUUCCAAUCGCCCCGACGGGCCAGGGCAGUAAGCCCCCAAGUGCAGCCGGGCAAGAAACACGAAGCGGCGGCGGCAGCAGCAGAAGUGGAAGAUUCGGAGAAAAACAAGAAGAGAGCCCCCGGGCACGGCGAUCGACGGGCCGGCGGUGGUGGUGGUGGGGUUCCGUUGAAGGCUCCGCGGUCGGGCUGA